AUGACCCAACAUCAUCAACGACUGGCUGCGGCUGAUUCGACGACAUCAAGACGUUUCGAGAUCACUGUACCGUACUUGCACCUCUACACGAAUUCUACUCCGCCAUUUGGCCAUCUUUACAGUUGCGUCAUUGGCGCAGGCAUUUCCUACUUCCUUGUCCAUCCAACCGCCGCCAUGGAAACAUUCAAAUCUCUAUUUGCGAAGCCUGAUCCUCAGGCCCAGAUGCGCAAAUGCAAUGCGUUGAUGAGGCAAAACAUCCGCAAGAUCGAUCGAGAUAUCCAGACUGUGAAACAAGUCGAAUACAAGACGAAGAACCUCAUCCUCCAAGCCGAUAAGCGAGCCCAGCGCGACCCAUCUCGCGCCAAGCAAGCCCAACAAGAAGUUCGCGACUUUGCUCGUGAGCUCGUUCGCGCCCGAAAGACCUCAGCACGCCUCAUCACAUCCAAGGCACAGCUCAACUCGGUGCAGAUGCAGGUGCAGGAGGCCUUUGCUGUACGAAAGAUUGAAGGGUCCAUUCGAGCGAGUGUCGGUAUUAUGAAGGAUGUUAACUCGCUUAUCCGUCUACCGGAACUGGCUGGUACCAUGCAAGAACUAAGUGUGGAGUUGAUGAAGGCGGGCAUCAUCGAGGAGAUGGUCGAGGACUCGCUUCCUGCUGACGGUGACAUGCUUAUGGAGGACGAGGAGGCCGACGGAGAGGUUGACAAAGUCUUGGGGGAGAUUCUCAAGGACCGCAAGCAGCCCGCUCUGCCUGUGGCGCCUGUACCGGAGCCACAGAAACCCCAGGAGGAAGAGGAGGAGGAAGAAGAUCCAGAAGCUAUGAUGGACCAGAUGCGCAACCGGUUAGAGGCGCUUCGAAGUUAGUAUACGUUUGGUGAUGAGGCUUGCUUGGUUAGCUGUUGUUCGAAGAUGCCAGUUGUUCUUCAUCAUGGGAGGAGUUGGGGGAGUUUGGCGUAUCUACAGUUUUGGCAUACACUCGAUCCUACAAAGACUUGUUGAGGACUAUAGGAUUGGCAUUACAUUGUCCGUAGUUUGCACUACGACGAGAUAUAUAACCGUGUUUCAUGAUAUUCUUUUAUGCCACUUGUUAUGAUCACCA
Fusarium oxysporum Fo47 is the source of this 1096-nucleotide messenger RNA. Its product is annotated as ESCRT-III subunit protein VPS24. The record is from RefSeq and is a predicted model, not a curated record. NCBI's taxonomy places the organism in Eukaryota, Fungi, Ascomycota, Sordariomycetes, Hypocreales, Nectriaceae. The transcript has 3 exons. The coding region runs from base 1 to 861 and encodes 286 amino acids. Gene Ontology annotation, biological process: protein transport; endosome transport via multivesicular body sorting pathway; late endosome to vacuole transport. Gene Ontology annotation, cellular component: multivesicular body; ESCRT III complex.